This is a messenger RNA of Lindgomyces ingoldianus, 366 nucleotides long. RefSeq lists its product as uncharacterized. The transcript has 2 exons. The annotation marks the transcript as partial. The record is from RefSeq and is a predicted model, not a curated record. Lineage: Eukaryota; Fungi; Ascomycota; Dothideomycetes; Pleosporales; Lindgomycetaceae.
CAUGCCCCACAUUCUCAAACUUACCCCAACUUCGACUGUUCCUGCAUGAAACUCUUCUCCAAAUCGCCUUACACUGUCGAUGCUGCGACGGAAAUCUUCUCUAUCUAAGAUCUAUCCUUGCACAAGCACUAAUCAACCCGAAGAUCGAGCUCUCGACGCCCUUCCCUACCCUCUGAACUACCACAUAUCCCGCUCCAAUUAACCCAUAUCCCGGGAAUCGGGCCACCAGCAUGUUGAAACCUAAUUCCGUAUCUGGUCCUUUUGCCCCCGGCAAACACAUUAUCCCACCACCUCGUUCUGUUUCUCCAGCCACGGCGGAAUACCGGCUCAAUCACCUUAUGCUGAGGAUAAAGGACCCGGAAAAGA